Messenger RNA from Drosophila montana, 1220 nucleotides. RefSeq lists its product as uncharacterized. NCBI's taxonomy places the organism in Eukaryota, Metazoa, Arthropoda, Insecta, Diptera, Drosophilidae. The record is from RefSeq and is a predicted model, not a curated record. The coding region runs from base 1 to 1188 and encodes 395 amino acids. The transcript has a single exon.
AUGGGCGGAGGUAAUGGUGGCAAUGGAAUGGGUGGAAAUGGAAUGGGUGGUAGAGGUGACAAUGGGAUGGGUAUGGGCAGAAAUGGUAAUGGAAUGGGUGGUAAUGGAAUGGGUGGUAAUGGAAUGAGUGGUAGAGGUGGCAACGGAAAUGGUGGGAUGGGUCCUGGGGGAAUGGGUCCAGGUGGAAUGGGUCCUGGUGGAAUGGGUCCAAGGGGAAAUGGAAUGUGUGGAAACUUUAACGAGGGAACGGGAAUGAAUGGUAAUGGGUUAAAUAGAAAUGGAAUGAACGGCAAUGGCAGAAAUAGAAAUGGAAUGAAUGGAAAUGGAAUGAAUGGAAAUGGAAUGAAUGGAAACGGAAUGAAUUCAAAUGAUAUGAAUGGCAACUUGAACACGUCCAAUCGCAAGAAGCGAAGUGUGAAUGGAUUUGACAAACGUCGACAAGCUGGACAGCAAGGCAAUGGAAUGGGCGGCGGCAAUGGAAUGGGCGGCGGCAAUAGAAUGGGUGGCAAUGGAAUGGGCGGCAAUGGAAUGGGUGGCAAUGGAAUGGGUGGAAAUGGAAUGGGUGGCAAUGGAAUGCGUGGAAGAGGUGACAAUGGUGGGGUGGGAGGGAAUGGAAUCGGUUAUGCUGGAAUGUGUGGGAACGGAAUGGGCAUGGGAUAUCAACAAGGUGGUCAAGGUGGCUUGGGAAUGGGCCCUAACGGUCCGAAUGGGCCUAACGGGAACGGUGGUAUGGGAAUGGGUCGAAAUGGAAUGGGUGGCAAUGGAAUGGGUGGCAAUGGAAUGGGUAACAAUGGAAUGGGUAACAAUGGAAUGGGUGGCAAUGGAAUGGGUGGACGAGGAGGAAUGGGUGGCAACCCUGGACAAUGGAACAACAAUAACGCUGCCGGUCAAUAUUCCGCCCAGACUUCUGGAUUUGCAAAUGGUAGACAGUUAAUGCAAAAAUCUUCCUACUCUAUCAACGGUCGUCCCUACACUAUGCAAGCAGACUGGAAACAGGGGCAAGGACUUAACAUUUCGUCAGAUUACGGAUCCGCUGCCUACAUGACUCAGACGUCUCUUAACCAAGACUCAGAUGGUGCCUCUGUGGAUGCCAGUGUCACUGUUAGCAGUAUAAGCACUGCUAGCAGCUCGCGCAGACCAAGACAACGCAGCAACGAAACGGAAUCAGACAGUUUUUUCAAUUUUUAAGAUAAAUAUUAAGAAAUAUGUGUCUUGUUGUG